CUCUCUCGCUCUCUCUCUCUCUCUGCGUGUGUUUGCGCGCACACGCGUACAUCCACAAAACCCAUGUAUUCCGCUAAGCAGCUCGUUCUUGCCUGCUCGGCGGCCAUCGCCGCCUCCGCCACUCUGACAGCCACCCUGCUCGGCACCGGGGUCCCCACCUCCAGCAUGAGCAACUUCUGGGGUGGCGGUGCCAAGAGCGAGAAUGUGGCGGCCGCACCUCCGGCUGACGUGGUGGCCAGUCUGCCCCCGGCCUCUGGGGAUGCUUCUCCGGCUGCCGGCGGCCCGGCUCGGCCGGCUUACACCCAGCAGCAGAUGCAGGAUCUUUUGCGGCUCCCGAUGCAGGCCAGCCAGGCCGCUGACCAUCCGGUGCUCGGCCUCAUUGGCCAGUAUGGCCUCCAGGGGUCCGAGCAGCUCAUUGACCGGGAGAACUACCUCGUGCUGUUCAACCGCCGGACUCGCACCCCGACCUGGACUCUGCACCACAUCAACCAGGAGUAUCUCCACAAUGCCAAGGCCAAGCGUCCGGCCACCUUCAAUGGGGACCCAGAGCUGUCGCCUCUCUUCCGUGUGGAGCACCGCCACUAUGGCGGCUUCCCGGAUCUCAACCGCGGGCACAUGGUCCCAGCCGGCGAUCGCCACAGCGACCAAGAUGAGAAGGACAGCACUUUCUUCAUGAGCAAUGUCGUCCCGCAGAACCGCUCCAACAACAGCGGAUACUGGGGCAGCAUCGAGGCUUUCAUCCGGCGCCUGGUCACCAGCCAGGCCUACCAGGAUGUCAUUAUGUAUACCGGACCGGUGUAUGCUCCGCGCUCGGUGGCCGAUGAGCGUGGUGCCGCCAAGGGCACCACCGGCCCCCGGCAGGAGGGCACCCACACCUCGGUCGAGUAUCUGCUGAUCAACAGCAAGCAGCCGACCGUCGGCGUGCCGACCCACCUCUUCAAGGUGAUCCUGGCCACCAACCCCAAGGGCUCCGGCCGGAAGCAGCUCUCUUUGACGGCCUUUCUCGUCCCCAACGCCCCGAUCGAUGCCGCCGUGCCGCUGACCAAUUUCGAGGUCCCGGUGGAGGAGAUUGAGCGCCUCACCGGGGUCGUGUUCUUCCCGGAGCUCAAUCGCCGGAGCACGACCAACCUUUGCAAGGAUGUCCCCUGCAUUCUGCAGAAGUAAACCACACUGCGGCCCCUCGAGAGGCCCAAGCACACCCGCUCACACCCACACACGUCAGAAGGCCGUCCCUGCUGCCUUGCUGUUCUCCCAUGAUAGACAAGUUAUGCCCCUGUAGGGUGUUUCACCUCUCCU
Molecule: messenger RNA, 1296 nt
Organism: Fonticula alba
Lineage: Eukaryota; Rotosphaerida; Fonticulaceae
Exons: 4
Coding region: 64-1164 (366 amino acids)
Biological process (GO): apoptotic DNA fragmentation
Cellular component (GO): mitochondrial inner membrane; nucleus
Molecular function (GO): single-stranded DNA endonuclease activity; nucleic acid binding; RNA endonuclease activity
Source: RefSeq, a predicted model, not a curated record